Molecule: messenger RNA, 1637 nt
Organism: Argiope bruennichi
Lineage: Eukaryota; Metazoa; Arthropoda; Arachnida; Araneae; Araneidae
Gene: rasp
Product: protein-cysteine N-palmitoyltransferase HHAT-like
Exons: 10
Coding region: 177-1637 (486 amino acids)
Biological process (GO): protein palmitoylation
Cellular component (GO): endoplasmic reticulum
Molecular function (GO): palmitoyltransferase activity
Source: RefSeq, a predicted model, not a curated record
CCAUAAUUUAUUUUGAUAGCGGGAACCGAAAGUUUUCUUAACUUUGUAAACAGUUUACGAUGGAAAGAAACAAAGACGUGCAUGGUUGGGUUAAUUAGAAUAAUUUUUCAGUCACGAGCUUGAGAUCUGGAAGAAUUUCUCAUUUAAAAGUGUAGUGACAUGCAGUGACUUUGAAAAUGGAACGUGCUUUUCAUUGGUCAAUUUGGAGUGCUUCAAUAUUUUAUUCUUUAUAUAAAUUUAAGAAGUCUUGUGAAUAUCAUCCAAGACUCAGCCCUCACGACUUUACUAAAGGAUGGAAUGUUUUCUCCUUGGAGCAUAUCAUGAAGGAUAAUUCGGAUCUCGAAUGGUUAAUAUUGACAUCUACUUUUAAGAAAUUCUACAUGAUUCUUUUAUUUCAAGUAGUCUGCAUACAAAUCAUUUUGAGGAUAAAUAAAUUUAUAAUUCUUGUUUUUUAUUCAAUUUUUUCCCUGAUGUGCCUUACAAUCAUUAUGGGAUGUCCAGCAGUUCUAUUAUUUGUAUUAUAUCCUGCCCUAAUGUUUAUUGUCCAUCGAAUAGGAAGAAAACUUGUAUGUUAUUUCUUGACCAUAUGUACAUUGUUACUUGUACAUCAACCUAGUUUCCAUAUUGUAAAGGAAAGUUUGGCUUUGAAAGACUCAGAAUCAUUUUUAUUUGAUGUUGCACUUGCUUGGUUAACUAUCAAAAGCUUGAGUUUUGCUAUUGACCGUAUUGAUGCAAAGAUUUAUGGUAGUUGGACAUCAUCUGACAUUUUUAGCAUUCUUGCCUAUUGUUUUUAUCUUCCUGUUUUCUUUACCGGGCCUGUAAUGAAUUAUGAAACUUUUUGUGAGAUGCACAAGACAAGUCACCCUAUUCCAUUAAAAGAAUUUUCUUUACAUUUUCUGCAUCUUCUCUUUUGUCGAAUUUCGUGGUACUUUGUAUACGAAUUACUUUUACUUUUCAUAUACUCAUCAUCUGUGCAAUUUUAUCCAGAAGAAGUAACAAAUUAUGACAGUUGGGCUUUGUGUGGCUUAGGGUAUGCUCUACCAAUGAUGUUUUUUCUCAAAUAUUAUGUUAUAUAUGGCACUGCAAAUGGUAUUGGGAAAUUAGAAGGCUUUGAAUUACCUCCACCUCCUAAAUGCAUUUCUUGUAUACAUUUAUCAUCUUUCUUGUGGAGGCAUUUUGAUAGGGGUCUGUAUUUGUGGAUAUUAAAGUACUUGUACUAUCCUGUUAUAAACAGUCAAUGGAAUAUCUUGAGAAAAUUGCUAGCACUUUGUAUAUGCUUUGGAUUUGUUUGUAUUUGGCAUGGGAUGGACAAGUCAGUAUGUUUAUCAACCACUAUAAAUUGUCUUUUGGUUUCAUCCGAAAUUGUUGUAAAAUUCAUCUUGACUACAAGAAAUGGAAAAUCUUUUGAAAAACUUUCAUCUGCAAUGAAGACCAGAAUUUCUGCUGCUGUUUCUACACCUCAUUUUCUGAUGAUGUGUUUAUCAUGUUGCUUCUUUUUAUCUAACUAUGAUAUUGGGAUGUUAUUAGUUAAAAGAAUUUUUUCAGGUGAUUUGUAUCCUCUUGGACCUCUUCUCAUUAUCAUGUACUGUGGUUGUCAUGUAUCUAUGGAUUCAAAAGCAGUGAUAAAAACCAUGUAA